AUGAAGUUCUCCGCCGGAGCUGCAGUCGCCGCCCUGGCUUCCCUCGUGGCCGCAGACACAAUCACCGUUCAGAACAACAUGGGUUGCACGAUUGCCGUCCGAGGCUUUGUUGGCAAGAUUCCUUGCUUUCGUGUCGUCUUCACCGACGGCGGUGGCUCCAGGUUCUCGAGCAAAUGCGGCUUCGCCAGCCCUGCAAACACCUGCAACGGAUACUGGGAAAAUCAGAGAAGCGAUGUUGACCUCGGCGGUGGUUACAUUUUCACCUCUGAUGGCAAAACCGCCUAUGUCCGCUCCGGUAAUGGCCUAUACAAUGCUAGAUGCGUUCCCCAGGGAGACGGCAGGACACCGGGCAUGGGCUGCACCUUGACUGGCGACACAGACUCUCAGUCCUAA
Messenger RNA from Drechmeria coniospora, 393 nucleotides. RefSeq lists its product as uncharacterized. NCBI's taxonomy places the organism in Eukaryota, Fungi, Ascomycota, Sordariomycetes, Hypocreales, Ophiocordycipitaceae. The coding region runs from base 1 to 393 and encodes 130 amino acids. The transcript is spliced from 6 exons. The record is from RefSeq and is a predicted model, not a curated record.